This is a messenger RNA of Onychostoma macrolepis, 2729 nucleotides long. Its product is annotated as sarcolipin. Gene Ontology annotation, molecular function: enzyme regulator activity. NCBI's taxonomy places the organism in Eukaryota, Metazoa, Chordata, Actinopteri, Cypriniformes, Cyprinidae. The transcript has 2 exons. Gene Ontology annotation, cellular component: membrane. Bases 2334 to 2432 code for a protein of 32 amino acids. The record is from RefSeq and is a predicted model, not a curated record.
UUCUUUGAAAAUGUACAUUUAUAAAUGUAACAUUUUAUGAAUUUAUAAAUAUAAAUUAAUUUAAAAAUUUUGCACUAAACAUAUUUCCAAAAUAAGUGGAGAAUUAUUUCUUCAAACUGAUGACAAAAAGAGAUUGUCCACACAAUGAAAGUAAAUGGGGUCCAGUGUUUUUGUACCCAACAUUCUUCAAAAUAUCUUCUGUCGUGUCUCACAGAAGAAAGUCAGUCAGGUUUGGAACAACAUGAAGGAGAGUAAAUUGUUCAUUUUAGGUGAAUUAAUGUUUUCAGAAAGUAAAUUAAACAGAACUAUGAAAACGAAGGGGGGAAAUAGUAUAUUUAAUAGGAAAAUGAGAUAUUUAUCAUCCAAUAAAUCCAUCAGCUUAAAGCAAUAGAUCUGACUUUAGUUAUUUUUUAUGGCAAAUUUCACAAAAUAAACUUCUACCACAUAAAUAUUUCUCUCCUGUAUCAAAAUAUUGAUUAUUCAUUUAGUCCAUAAAGGCAGAUGCAGUAUAGAUAAUGUUAUGAACAUGUCUCAUAUGAAUAUGUUUCAUAAGAUUAUCCAAUUUGAAUACGUCUCCAGCUCGAGUGGUUUUAUAUUGUAACGUGAUCUUUGAGCUGCUUUACCAGCUGCUGGAUUCCAACAAUGGGACGUCACUGCCCUGAUCGCCACGGCAACAGCGCUCCUGGAUCAGGUGGACUCACGAGGAAAAGAGGAGACGGAGCAGCAGAUUCCUGUCCUGAAUCCAAGGAGGAUGCUCCAUCUGGGAAGAUUUAUAUUGAAGUUAUUUCAAUCGGCAAGCUACUGUAAGUGGAAGAAGAGACGACUCGAACCCCUCACACGCACUCCUCUCUCAUGAUGCGUCAUUUCUGAUGCAUGUCACAUGCAUUCUGUGGCACAGAGGUGUCAUGCUGAAAAUUCAGCUUUGGAUCACAGGAACAAAUUACAUUUGACAAUAUAUUCACUUAGAAAACACAUAUUUGACCCUGGAGCACAAAACCAGUCAUAUUUGUAGCAAUAGCCAAAAAUACAUUGUAUGGCUCAAAAUUAUCCAUUUUUCCUUCAUGCCAAAAAUCAUUAGGAUAUUAAGUAAAGAUCAUGUUCCAUGAAGAUAUUUUGAAAAUAUUCUACCGUAAAUAUAUCAAAAGUAAUUUUUUGAUUAGUAAUAUGCAUUGCUCAGAACUUCAUUUGAACAACUUUAAAGGUGAUUUUCUCAAUAUUUAGAUGUUUUUGCACCCUCAGAUUCCAGAUUUUCAAAUAGUUGCAUCUCAGACAAAUAUUGUCCAACAAACCAUACAUCAAUUGAAGCUUAUUUAUUCAAGAAAUUGACCCUUAUGACUGGUUUUGUGGUCCAGAGUCACAUAUUUUAAAUUGUAAUAAUAUUUCACAAUUUGACCAUUUUUACUGUAUUUUUGAUCAAACAAAUGCAGCAAAUGAAACUUCAUCUGCUCUUCUUUCUGGAAAGAUUGUCGGGUUAUUUCAGGUCCCACAGAAGUAAACAAGCCAGAACCUUCUCACAGCCUUCACUAAUGUUUUUAAAACAAAAUAUAUUGGCUUUACUUAACUUUAGGCAUUAAUCAACUUGUUAGGCAUUAGCCAUAAUAUGGUUUUGUUACAUCCAUGGCAUGGUCAAAGUUGUUUAUUUUAUUAUUAACUAGCAGGUCCUCAACCCAAGCCCCCAAAAACACUAACAUACCAGAAACUCUACAAACAUAAAAGAGCAUUAAACAUUAACAAGUCUCACAAUUUUAUAAUCUUAAUUUUAAAUUAAGAAAUAAUUUGAUUUGAAAUAUUUUAUUUCAACAUUUACUCUCCUUAUCUAGCCCUGUGCAAAGCAUGUUGGGAAGGGGAAAUCCACUUAUACAAAUAAAAUCAUUUAUGUACUCUCAAUUCAAAUUAAUUAAGUUAAUUGGUUGUAAAGAAUUGUGUUGGAUUAACAAGCAUCACACACACACACACACACACACACACAGGCUCUUUCUGCAUGUUGUCAGUCAUGCGUGUCACAUGUGUGUUGAGGCUCAGAGGCGUCAGUCUAAACCACUAACAAUAGAGCUCAGCUCACCCUCGUCCCACUGGAGAGCUGCAGCAGCUGGACUCUGAUCCAGAACCCACAGCUGAGUCUCACAGACGCUUAAAUACUGUGACCUCAGCACUGCUGCUCCAAUCCGGUCCGGUCCAGUCCAGCAUGGCUGCUUUAAGAGCUGCGAGAUGCAACAGCUGGACUCACAGAGACUUUAAAUCUGCUGAGUAACACAGACUCCAGGUCAACCUCGUGCAGAGCUCUGGUCAUCUCCGGUCUUCCAGCUGUCGUGUUUCUGCUCUGACCCGCUCAGAUGGACCGAUCCGCACAGGAGCUGUUUCUGAACUUUAUGGUUGUGUUGAUCACAGUUCUGCUCAUGUGGUUACUGGUCAAACAAUAUCAGGAUGCAUGAGGAGCCAAGAGCUCAUUCCUCAUCAUCAUCAUCCUCAUCAUCGUCCUCAGCUGCGAAGAUGAGCUCCAGCACCGGACGAUGAUGUUUCUGCAGACGGAUGGAUCGUCUCAUGAUGCCUUCAGUUUGUCCGUUGGAUUGCUGUCAUGUGUUAAAUGUUAAAUGCUUUGAUACUCUGAAUGUUUCAUGUGAUAAAUUGGGGGAAAAAACACUCAAAUUAAUUGCCAAAAGAGUACCAGCAAUGUGUUGAGUGAAGACAUUGUUUUAUUUGUUUAAAUAAAGAACUCUUUGGCAAUGCAA